UUCGGUAGGGUCUCUUAAUUUUUUUUUGUGUUGGAGGAGAAACCCUAGAAGUUCAGCCUAUCGGAGGAUCUCUCUCUCGGAUCUCGGAUGGCGAAGUCGAAGAAUCACACUGCUCACAACCAGUCGCACAAGGCGCAUAAGAACGGAAUAAAGAAGCCGAGAAGGCACCGUCACACUUCGACCAAAGGAAUGGACCCGAAGUUCCUAAGGAACCAGAGGUACGCGAGGAAGCACAACAGCAAGAGCGGAGAGAACGCUAGCGGGGAAGAGUAAGGAUAAUGUGUGGCUUACUUUAUGAAUUUGGGAUUGGAAUUCAAAGCAUUUUUUUAGAUUGAGUUGAUGAAUUUCUGCUUUUGUUUAUUUAUGUUUACGCAAGUGGUUGCUGUACUACUAUGGACGCCCUAAUCUCAGAGAUCUUUUUGGUUAUCUUACCUUA
Molecule: messenger RNA, 436 nt
Organism: Tarenaya hassleriana
Lineage: Eukaryota; Viridiplantae; Streptophyta; Magnoliopsida; Brassicales; Cleomaceae
Product: 60S ribosomal protein L29-1
Exons: 3
Coding region: 88-273 (61 amino acids)
Biological process (GO): cytoplasmic translation
Cellular component (GO): ribosome; cytosolic large ribosomal subunit
Molecular function (GO): structural constituent of ribosome
Source: RefSeq, a predicted model, not a curated record